AUGGCUCAUGCUGAGCAAGAAAAAGCUUAUGCAGAGGCGAUGAAGGAAUACCAUGAUGAGCAGAAGAAGACUGAAAGUGAGAGGAAGAGCAGAAAAGCCAUUUGCAGAGAUGUUGCGGAGAAGUGGAAAGCAAUGAGAAAACCUGUUACUGUCAGUGCUGAUACACUUCGACAAAGGCUCGAGGGAGGAUGGACCUGUGGUCAGUUCAAUGCAGAACAAAAUGCGUGGCUUUCACCUGAGGAGGAAGAGAGUGUUGUUGCAUACUGUAUCAAACUCAGAAACAGAGGAUUCCCUCUCAAUCACUCUCGACUCAAGUUUCAUGUCGACAUGCUCCUACAAGCUCGCCUUCAGUCCAACUUCCCAGAAUAUGGGGUGGGAAAGAACUGGACCGAGUGA
Molecule: messenger RNA, 396 nt
Organism: Suillus fuscotomentosus
Lineage: Eukaryota; Fungi; Basidiomycota; Agaricomycetes; Boletales; Suillaceae
Exons: 1
Coding region: 1-396 (131 amino acids)
Source: RefSeq, a predicted model, not a curated record